Molecule: messenger RNA, 1587 nt
Organism: Armigeres subalbatus
Lineage: Eukaryota; Metazoa; Arthropoda; Insecta; Diptera; Culicidae
Exons: 3
Coding region: 1-1587 (528 amino acids)
Molecular function (GO): nucleic acid binding; RNA-DNA hybrid ribonuclease activity
Source: RefSeq, a predicted model, not a curated record
AUGGUGGCGGUCAGGAUAGAAUGGCCGUUCCCAGUAACUAUCGCUUCCGUCUACAUUCCCAACGGCAAGAUCGACAACCUGCUAAACAAAUUGGCGAAGAUCCUCGAAAAGUUGCCGGCGCCAAUGUUGAUCCUCGGUGACGUCAACGGCUACCACUCCUCUUGGGGUAGCCGCUCUGACAACACGCGCGGAAACAUCAUCUUCAACGCAGCCACCGACGCAGUUCGGUCACGGACAGACUCCAACUCCACGUUCCGGGUCCAACUCGGGGCGUCUUCAUCAAGAACCGUUACAGAGGAAACCGGGGUCCCCCAAGGAUCCGUUAUCGCUGUCACCCUCUUUUUGGUGGCGAUGGAGGGAGUGUUCUCCAACCUCCCGAAGGAAAUCCACAUCCUUGUCUAUGCGGACGACAUCGUCCUUGUAGUCAUCGGCAAGCGGCUCAAAGCACUCAGGAGGAAGGCCCAAGCAGCAGUGCGGAAGGUGGCAGAAUGGGCCCAAGCAUCUGGCUACGAAAUGGCAAGCCAACAAGUUCGAGUCCAUGUUUGCGACACAAACCACCGACUACCCGACCAACCCAUCACAAUAAACGGCAGCACCAUCCCAGCAAAACACAGCGUGAAGCUGCUAGGAAUCACCGUAGACCGACACCUGAACUUCAAGAGGCAUUUUGAAGCCACCCACAACGCCUGCAAAUCGAGGGUAAAUAUGAUAAAACUAAUCUCUAGGAAGCGUACACGAAGCGACCGUGCCACCCGAAUCCGUGUCGCGGACGCGGUCAUCAACAGCCGGCUAACGUACGGAAUCGAGCUGACGUCUUGCAACUUCCCAGAGCUAGUCAGAAAUCUCGCGCCGGUCUACAACAGAUCCAUCCGAUCCAUCUCCGGGCUGCUACCCUCCACUCCUGCGGACAUAGCGUGCGCCGAAGCCGGUGUGCUACCGUUCCGCUACAAGGCUGCCUUGGCACUCUGCACCAGAACGGUUGGGUACCUGGAAAAAACAAAAACAGCGGACGGUACCUGCAGCCUCCUGGACAGAGCAAACGAGGACCUCCAACAGCAGUGCCAAUUAAAACUCCCCGCCGGACUCCACCGGCUCGGCGCAAGACCGUGGGACAGCACCAAAGCAAACAUCGACAUGUCCCUGAAGAAUACCCUGCGAACCGGACUCAGCUCGCACACCAUCCGAUACACGGACGGCUCAAAAGCUGCAGGAAAAGUAGGUAUCGGGAUCGAAACUGACGAAGGAAACUCGGCAUCCUACCGCCAGCCGAACUCCUGCUCGGUCUUCACCGCUGAAGUAGCCGCCAUCUUUCAAGCCAUCACCCUGCCAAGUCCAAAUCCAACAGUCAUCGUCACCGACUCGGCUAGCGCGCUCUCUGCGAUAGCUGCCGAAUCAAACCGUCAUCCCUUCGUACAAGCAGUACAGCAAGCACUAAACCCAAACUUCACCCUGAUGUGGGUCCCCGGCCACGCUGGCAUCCAGGGCAACGAAAAUGCCGACGUACUAGCGGCCACUGGACGGAGUAGCCCAUACAUCUGCCGCAGUAUCCCGCAGAUGACGCCAAACUAUGGAUCAAAAACCAAAUAG